AUGAAUAUUUCUCGUGAAGGAAAAGGUUCAAAUGAAAUCACAUCAUCUUCAAAAGUUCUAGUUAAUGAGGCUAUUCAUGUACAACCAACAUAUGUACGAAUUUCUCAUUAUUUUAUAUGUUCACUUAUUUCAACUAUUUGUUUUUGUCCAGCAACAGGUCUUAUUGCAUUGGCUUAUUCACUAAAAAGUUCGGCUAAAGCUGAUGUAAAUUUUCAUGAUAAAGCUCAACGUUAUUCUCGUUAUGCUUUAACGUGGAAUAUAAUUUCAAUUAUUCUUGGUACUGCUAUGAUAAUCUUCACUAUUUUCUACUAUGAAAAAAUCGAAAUGAAGUCAAAUCAUGUUCAUACCAUGUUUCAACAACCACGAUAUCAGAAUAUUCAUUAA
Rotaria sp. Silwood2 is the source of this 384-nucleotide messenger RNA. The record is from the annotation of a GenBank genome assembly. NCBI's taxonomy places the organism in Eukaryota, Metazoa, Rotifera, Eurotatoria, Philodinida, Philodinidae.